AUGGCCCCCAACCUACGAAAAUCCCACCCCUUACUAAAAAUAAUUAAUAACUCCCUAAUCGACCUACCCACACCCUCCAAUAUCUCUGUCUGAUGGAAUUUCGGGUCACUCCUAGGCAUCUGCCUCCUAACACAAAUUACAACCGGCCUACUAUUAGCCGCCCAUUACACUGCAGAUACUACACUAGCCUUCUCAUCCGUAGCCCACACUUGCCGAAACGUUCAAUACGGAUGACUAAUCCGAAACCUACACGCAAACGGAGCAUCAUUCUUUUUCAUUUGCAUCUACUUCCACAUCGGACGAGGAUUCUACUAUGGCUCCUACCUUUACAAAGAGACCUGAAACACAGGUGUCAUCCUUCUCCUUACCCUAAUAGCAACAGCCUUCGUAGGCUAUGUUUUACCAUGAGGACAGAUAUCCUUCUGAGGAGCCACCGUAAUCACCAACCUAUUCUCAGCUGUCCCAUACAUCGGCCAAUCUCUAGUAGAAUGAGCCUGAGGGGGGUUCUCAGUGGACAACCCAACCCUAACCCGAUUCUUCACCCUCCACUUCCUCCUCCCCUUCGCAAUCGCAGGAAUUACACUAAUCCACCUGACCUUCCUACACGAAUCAGGCUCAAACAACCCCCUCGGCAUCAUCUCAAACUGCGACAAAAUCCCCUUCCACCCGUACUUCUCCCUAAAAGAUAUCCUAGGGUUUGCAUUCAUAUUCCUACCACUAACAACCCUAGCCCUAUUCUCACCAAACUUGCUAGGAGACCCAGAAAACUUCACUCCAGCAAACCCCCUAGUAACUCCCCCACAUAUUAAACCAGAGUGAUAUUUUCUAUUUGCAUACGCCAUUCUACGCUCCAUCCCAAAUAAGCUGGGAGGAGUACUAGCCCUAGCCGCCUCAGUCCUAGUACUUUUCUUAUGUCCUCUGCUACACAAAUCCAAACAACGCACAAUAACUUUCCGACCCCUGUCCCAACUACUCUUCUGAACCCUCACUGCAAACCUAUUUAUCCUCACAUGAGUAGGGAGCCAACCAGUAGAACACCCAUUCAUCAUCAUCGGCCAACUAGCCUCAAUCACAUACUUCACAAUUAUUCUAAUCCUAUUCCCCAUCACCCAAACCCUAGAGAACAAGAUACUUAAAUACUAA
This is a messenger RNA of Colius striatus (speckled mousebird), 1143 nucleotides long. The record is from the annotation of a RefSeq genome assembly. Lineage: Eukaryota; Metazoa; Chordata; Aves; Coliiformes; Coliidae.